Molecule: messenger RNA, 6541 nt
Organism: Galleria mellonella (greater wax moth)
Lineage: Eukaryota; Metazoa; Arthropoda; Insecta; Lepidoptera; Pyralidae
Gene: mtRNApol
Product: DNA-directed RNA polymerase, mitochondrial
Exons: 24
Coding region: 125-4357 (1410 amino acids)
Biological process (GO): mitochondrial transcription
Cellular component (GO): mitochondrial DNA-directed RNA polymerase complex
Molecular function (GO): DNA-directed RNA polymerase activity; mitochondrial promoter sequence-specific DNA binding; protein binding
Source: RefSeq, a predicted model, not a curated record
CUUUCUUUCUGUCACAUUUAUUUUGGUUCUAUAUGUUAUAUUGAAUGGUUUUCACGUGGGUUUUAUAAUAGAUACUGCUUAAUUAUAAUGGUUACCAAUUUUAUAAAUUAAACAAAAGAGAAAAAUGCAUCGACUUGCUUCAGCUAGAAAUAUUUGCCAAAGUAGUUUUCAUGGAAUUUCAAUACCAGCCAAUAACUCGCUCCAAAGCACAUCGUUUUCUGAAAAUAAAUGUUUAUUUUGUCGGAAAAAUCUUCUUGGAUUUUACAUUACAGAAAACUACAUUAAUUUUAGACAUCAAUCCACACGCACUGUUAGUGCAUUGAAAUCCCUGAGAAAAAAGGCUAAACAUAAAAAUUACAAAAAAUAUGGAGAACUAUUGGAAGUUGGUGACAAAGAAAUGACAGAAACUCAAGUAUCUAUUAGUAAAUUGCAUGCAUCACAUGUUUCAAAACUAGCUACUAGUCCUGUAUCAUUAGGUCAACUUCAUCAGCUAACAAACAAAACAAAAUCAGAUAAGAAAUCACCAAGUAUAAAACAAGUUGAUCCAGAAUUACUUCAAAGUGUAAGAGAGAAAAUAUUGAAACAGUCUUCCGUACCUGAAUCAGAGAAGAUAGUGCUGGAAGAUGACAAAUGCGCCUUAGUGUAUACAAAUAAUCAAAUUCCUGGAAUGGAAGACAAGUUUAAAACAAAAAAUUAUAUAAAUAUGGUGAAAGAAAGUUACUAUAAUUUUAGAAAGGCUACAUUGUAUGAUCAAAAGUUGCAAGACCUCAGAUAUGCCAUUAAUGAAGGUUUGAACCAACAGUUUGAUUUUAAUGUAUCUACAAAAGAAAUUACUGAAAUGGAGAAAAGUUCAGAAUCACAGUCUCUACCAAAGAGCCCUCAUGCAGUUUUUAGAGAGUUGUUUAUAGAAAAUCAACUGGAUAGUUAUGAUCAAGAACUUAUGACACACAUAUCUAACAUGCAAGCACAGGGAAUAGCUUAUCCUGUCAUUGAUGACUUCUGCGAUGAUCCUGCAUUGCACAGUGAAAUAACUGAAGAACAUGAAGAUUUUGAUUUUGAGCAUAUAGAACCAGCUGAAAAUAUGGUUAAAAGUUUGAAGGUCCAGAAAGCCAAACAAGAGUUAAAACGUAAAAAGAAGGAAGUCCGUGAGCGGCGCCGCGCUCAGCAGGAGCUGAGCAUGAAGCAAGACCGGCGCUCGCUGCAGCGCCGCGGCCGCCAGCUCGCGCUGCACCGCACGCUCGCCGCGCAUCUCGACGUGCUGUGCUCACUGCGCAUGGUGCACGAGGGCCGACAGGUUCUCCAGUAUUAUAGACAACGGAGUUCCAGGGUCCCAGAUCACCCCAAAGUUAAUGACGUGAAAAUUUAUAAUACUCUCCUACAUGGAUAUGCGUCAAUGGGUGAAUUAGAAAAUGUAAAGGAGUUACUCUCGUUCAUGUCGGAGGACGGGAUAGAACCGAAUGCGCAGACCUUCGCCGCGGUGUUCGAAUGCGUUCACAGAAGUAGUAUCGAGGACAAAAAUGUAGUAUUGAAAUAUUACUGCGAGCAGAUGGAUAGCAAGGGGAUCACAUUAAACGAUUUAGUAGACAAAACCAAUUUUCUUUAUGAUCAACGGGAAGUUGUUUUAGAAGCCAUAAAAAGAAUACAACCCGACUUUAAACCCCAGUACACACCCCCUGUUCUUGACUACGAUUGUCCAUUGAUGGAGGGCUUAAAAUUAACUGAAACAAAAGCCAGAGAAGGGCUGAAUAAAUCUCCUGCUGAGGGCGUCGUGUCUUUGGAGGAAUUGAUACAAAUGGGCAAAAAGCAAUUGCAAAUAGAAAUAAAAGGAGAGAUUGAAGUGAAAAAUAUCGAUGUCAAAGAUGAAUCAUCACCAACUGUGAAAUUCUGUAGAGAAAAACUAAAAGAAACUGAGGAUCGGUGGCGUCAGGUGAUCAAAGAAGCGUUUAUCAGAAAUUUAGGAACCCUCAAAUCACAAAGUGUGGCAUCUCAUACUGCUAUUACUUUAUAUCCUUAUUUGAAGGUUUUGGAGGUGGACCAGUUUGUAGAUUUAAUAAUGAGUGAAAUGAGUAAGUUAGUGGAUGGCAGUGAAACGUACAGUCCUACACUUAAGUUAUUACAAAGGGAUUUAGGCACGCAAGUAUAUUACAAGUAUCAAAUAGAGCAAUACAGAAAGAACGGUACAAUGGCGAAAAUCGAGGAGAUCUACGAGAAGUACUGCGAGUGGUAUUUGAACCGGUCACCAGUAGACGAGAGCGGGCGCGCGUACAACUGCCGCCAGGCUUGGCAAGCAUUGCAACAUCGCUACCGUACUGGCGCUAGCCUGGAUAUAGAAGAGACACAGUGGCCAAUGGAAACGAGACAAAAUAUUGGGAAGUUCCUGUAUAACAUUAUUAUUAAUGACGUGAAGAUCGAUGUCAAUAUGUUUAAGCCGAAAGCUAAAGAGAAGCUGCUGCCGGCGGUGUACAAGGUGCACCGGCCGUGGGGGCGGCUGGUGCGGCUGGAGCUGAAGCCGCACCCGGUGCUGGCGCGCGUGUGGGCGGGCAGCGCGCGCGCCGGCCUGCGCGUGCGCGCCGCGCUCGCGCCCGCCGCCGCGCCGCCCGCGCCCUGGCUGUCGCGCGCCUCCCGCGCCUACCUGCUCACGCCCACGCCGCUCGUACGGAUGCCACUACAUGUCCAGAGCCAGUGGAAACGAAUGGAGGAAGCGCCCCCGGAGACACUUUACCCAGCGCUGGACAGCCUCAAUCAACUCGGCGAAGUGCCGUGGGCCAUCAACAAGCGGAUACUUGACUUGCAGCUCGAAGUGUUCAGAUCGGGUGGCAAUAAGAAGUUAGAUAUCCCUCCUCCGGCGUCGUCGCUAGACCCGGAAAAGUUCCAGCUACCGGGCGAACAAGAGGGCGCCGGCACUAAGUUAGCCGCGAAUGCUUUCAAGCGUCGUAUCGCUAUAAACCGCGCGCGGGCCGAAAUGCACUCUCUCUGGUGUGACGCGUUAUACAAGUUAUCACUCGCCAACCACUUUAGGGACAGCCGGUUCUGGCUGGCGCACAACAUGGACUUCCGCGGGCGCGUGUACGCGUGCCCGCCGCACGUGUCGGCGCUGGGCGCGGACGCGGCGCGCGCGCUGCUGGUGUUCGCGCGCGCGCGCCCGCUCGGCGCCCGCGGCCUGCGCUGGCUGCGCCUGCACGCGCUCAACCUCACCGGCCGCAUGAAGCGCGCCACGCUGCGCGAGAGAUUGGAAUAUGCAGAGCGUAUAACGGACAAAAUCCUGGACUCGGCGGACCAUCCGCUAGAUGGCGAGGGCUGGUGGAUGGACUCCGAGGAACCGUGGCAAACACUGGCCUGUUGUAUCGAAAUCGCCAACGCUCUUAGAUCGUCCAACCCAGAAGAGUACCUGUGCGCGUUCCCGGUGCACCAGGACGGCUCGUGCAACGGGCUGCAGCACUACGCGGCGCUGGGCGGCGACGCGGCCGGCGCCGCCGCCGUCAACCUGGCGCCCGCGCCGCGCCCGCAGGACGUCUACAGCGCCGUCGCCGCGCUCGUAGAGGAGGCACGUAUACGUGAUGCGGCGGCUGGGUUAAAAACCGCGCAGGUGUUAGAGGGGUUCGUGCAACGGAAGGUGAUCAAACAAACCGUUAUGACCACCGUAUACGGCGUCACUCGCUUUGGCGCUAGGCUGCAGAUCGCCAAGCAGCUCAAAGAUAUAGACGAAUUCCCUAAGGAGCAUGUAUGGGCGUGUUCCCAGUAUUUGACCACAAAAACCUUCGACAGCCUCCGAGAGAUGUUCACUUCGACAAAGCUCAUUCAGGACUGGUUUACCGAUUGCGCCAAGGUCAUCUCGGGCGUAUGCGGCGAGAGCGUGGAGUGGGUGACGCCGCUGGGGCUGCCCGUGGUGCAGCCCUACUACCGCCGCGCGCCGCCCGCCGCCGCCGCUACCGGCGCCACGCCGCGGGCCCCGCUCGACCUUCACAUGCGACCAUGCACAAUGAAGCAGCGGAACGCGUUCCCGCCCAACUUCAUCCACUCGCUGGACUCAUCGCACAUGAUGCUGACGGGGCUGCACUGCCAGGCGCGCGGCCUCACCUUCGUCUCCGUACACGACUGCUUCUGGACGCACCCAGACACCGUCGACACCAUGAAUGAGAUUUGCCGCGAGCAGUUCGUCGCACUACAUUCGCAGCCGAUAUUGAACGAUUUAUCGGAAUACCUAGUCAAGCGGUACAGUUACGAUUACAGGGAGCUUGAUGUGUCGACCCCUGGCGGAGCGAACAAGAAACGUGUCAAUAACCUACUGAAGAAAGUUCCCAGCAAAGGUGAUUUUGAUCUCAACAGCGUACUCAAAUCAGUUUACUUCUUCAGUUAGAUUAUUGUUUAAUAAUUAAUGAACAAUAAUUUGCGAUUAUACACAGAUAAUUAUAUCUGAUAAUUAAUCACAGAUAUUACAUUCAUAACAUGCUCUUUUUUAUACUGUGUAUAGAUUGGUAAUAGCGUUUUGUAGGAUGAUUGUGUGUCUGAAUUAUUAUAUAUUAUAUUAAUUAUUUAUAUUAUCUGCAAUAAUUAUAUUGUAAUUUUUAAAGACUUGUCUCUUUUUUGGCGGAUAAACUAUGGUCAAGGAAAUGUAGACAUAAUUUCUUAAUAAUUUCAUAGUCUAUGGUAAAUUCCUUAUUUGAUUUAUAUCGGUUACGAUAUGACCAGUGUUAUUUAGUGAUAUCUCUAUAGUCACAUAAUAAAAAAAAUUAAGAUUAGGGCAGGAAGAGAAUAAUAAAUAUUCUAAUUUCUCAGUUAUAUUAAAUCCAAUAUUGGGUUGUUAAUUAAACGAAUUUUAUAUGUCGUUAUAAAGUAGUGCGAAAUUUUUUUAUUGUUUGUUAUAGCUAUGCAUAAUAUGUUAUAUAAUUUACAAAUUAUUAAAUCUUGACUGAGGAGCUGAGUCCUGGCGACUGAAUCAUUGUAAUGUUCAUUUAUCAGUUCUAAAAAUAUUUUUUUCUUAAAAAGUACCUCUUGUAGUAGGAAAUGCUUUAUUAUCAUUUGUAAGGACACACAAUCUGUACUUGAUAGACUGAUAAUAAUGUUAGGAUUCGAUGUAAUAACUAUUGAUGUAAUGUAACUGCCUUAACACUGCUAAUCGUAUUGUUUUAUCUGAUUAUUUCAUUCCUUCCUCUUUAGUGUCGUAGUAAUGGCUUUGGGUUCUCUGAAUAUAUUUAUAUUAUUAUUUAUAAACUGCCAUGAUGUAACUGACCAUUUAUGAACACAAAUGAAUGUUGGAUGCCAAUUAUUUCUGCUGUAAGUAAUUAGCAGUAUUUAAAACUAGUUAAACUCAUUUCUACAAUAUAUAACCAUAUUCUUGUUUUACGGAUGACGUAAAACUAGUGGAAGGCGGGGAGGUGUUGCAUAUUAAAAAAAAGGACGUUAUUUAUAUACGUUCGACGUAUUUGUUUUUUUAUGUACAUCGAUUCUUUACAAAUUUUUGAGAUAAUUUGCGUGAUUCUUUUUUAAUUAAAAGUGUUUAAUUUCAUGCCUAUAUUAUUUAAGCUAUAUUAAUUCUUAGAAUUACAGUUACAAUGUACAUAUCAUGGGUAAAUUAUUAGUUUUAAAUACCAUUAAUUAUCUUAGUUUCAUUUUAAGUUUGUGAGUGAAGGUAUCUCCUAUGUUGCUUAUGUGGUGACAUUUGAUGCCAUGAAAUGCAAAAUAUUCACAAAAUACAACUUAGUGUAGAGUAUGCAGUGAAAAUCCUAAUCUUGGGCAAAUUUAUUUAUUCAUUCUUACAAUCCAGUUACUAAUUACGAAUUAUAUUCCAAUAAACUAAAACAUUUAUUGGCAAGUUUGACUCCAUUUUUUUGUUUAUAAAAAGAUUUAAUACAAUGAGUUUUUGAAGUGAAACUAGGGCUGAGGUACAAUUUUUUUAAGAUUAAUUACAGAUGUAUAUAAAACAUAUAAAUAAAUAGCUACGAAAAUAGCUACGAAUAUAAGUCUACCAAGCUAUAUAGAUACGCACGAAUAUUAUUGUAUCGUUCUGAAAGAAGUUUCACUUCUAUUUUAUAAUGGUUUAAGUAUUUAUAAUUUUAACUGCCAACUGGCGGUACAACUGUAUGUAUGUUUGAACUAGUCAUGCCACAAAAAAGAAAAAAGUAUAUAGUUUGACCUCUAUUAUUUUGUUUUUAAUACAGCACAAUGACUGUCGUCCAAAUACAAUUUUAAAAUAUCCGUUUGGGUAUAGCCUUACGAAACGAAAUAUUGUAAAAUAUCUGCUAAGCUAUCUGCCAUCGUAAGAUGUACAACUAUAAUGGGUUGUGCCUACUUACAGUUAACAUGAAAUAAAUAAAGUACAUUUUGAGUAUUGUGUAUACAUGGAUUUUUUUGUUUUCGGAUAAAAAUGUAUCUCUCAAAAGUUUAUCGUUGUACCAUUAGAUUUUUACGAAAGCUGUAAAACUAAACCAAAAAUUUGUAACAUAUAUUACUGGCCUGGAGCGGCGCCACCAUAUGUAUAGUAUGAUGAAACAACCAGUCUGUGAUUUGUUAGUUAUCUAACAAUAAAUUAAGUUGAAUUAUA